GCGGCCCUCACCACAAGCUCACAGAAGCCGCCCAUCUUGCUCAGUUCCAGCUCAGGCGAGCAGCGACCACCUUCCGGCGAGGGCAGCAGCGAUGGAGGGCAAGGAGGAGGACGUGCGGCUCGGGGCGAACAAGUACUCGGAGCGGCAGCCCAUCGGCACGGCGGCGCAGGGGUCCGAGGACAAGGACUACAAGGAGCCACCGCCGGCGCCGCUGUUCGAGCCCGGCGAGCUCAAGUCCUGGUCCUUCUACCGCGCCGGCAUCGCCGAGUUCAUGGCCACCUUCCUCUUCCUCUACGUCACCAUCCUCACCGUGAUGGGCUACAGCGGCGCCACCUCCAAGUGCGCCAGCGUCGGCAUCCAGGGCAUCGCCUGGUCCUUCGGCGGCAUGAUCUUCGCCCUCGUCUACUGCACCGCCGGCAUCUCUGGCGGGCACAUCAACCCGGCGGUGACCUUCGGGCUGUUCCUGGCGAGGAAGCUGUCGCUGACCCGGGCGGUGUUCUACAUCAUCAUGCAGUGCCUGGGCGCCAUCUGCGGCGCCGGCGUGGUGAAGGGGUUCCAGCAGGGCCUGUACAUGGGCAACGGCGGCGGCGCCAACGUGGUGGCGCCCGGCUACACCAAGGGCUCCGGCCUCGGCGCCGAGAUCAUCGGCACCUUCGUCCUCGUCUACACCGUCUUCUCCGCCACCGACGCCAAGAGGAACGCCAGGGACUCCCACGUUCCCAUCCUCGCCCCGCUGCCCAUCGGGUUCGCCGUGUUCCUGGUGCACCUGGCCACCAUCCCCAUCACCGGCACCGGCAUCAACCCGGCGAGGAGCCUCGGCGCGGCCAUCAUCUACAACAGGGAGCACGCCUGGUCAGACCACUGGAUCUUCUGGGUCGGCCCCUUCAUCGGCGCCGCGCUGGCUGCCGUCUACCACCAGGUGGUCAUCAGAGCGAUCCCGUUCAAGACCAAGUCCUAAGCAGCUGUUCUUCCUGCUACAAAGAAGAUGCCAACCCAACCCGAAGAGCAAGCUGCGUGUUCUGAAUUUCUGAUGGGGCGGCUAUAUAUCUCUUCCCGUCAUCCGUGUUACUGUGGAAUUCCAAUUUGUCUUCCAAGUUUGAUGUACUCUGUAUUCACCUGAACCUGGACCCAGACUUGUAUGUAAUCUCAUCAGUACUCAGUUGUGUGUGCUGCCCGUUAUUGUCAAAUCGAGCCAAGUUGUUUA
Messenger RNA from Triticum dicoccoides, 1204 nucleotides. Its product is annotated as aquaporin PIP1-3/PIP1-4-like. The record is from RefSeq and is a predicted model, not a curated record. Gene Ontology annotation, cellular component: membrane. Gene Ontology annotation, molecular function: channel activity. NCBI's taxonomy places the organism in Eukaryota, Viridiplantae, Streptophyta, Magnoliopsida, Poales, Poaceae. The coding region runs from base 92 to 958 and encodes 288 amino acids. Gene Ontology annotation, biological process: transmembrane transport. The transcript has 4 exons.